This is a messenger RNA of Acipenser ruthenus (sterlet), 2740 nucleotides long. Its product is annotated as beta-1,3-galactosyltransferase 2-like. The transcript has 2 exons. The record is from RefSeq and is a predicted model, not a curated record. The coding region runs from base 899 to 2182 and encodes 427 amino acids. NCBI's taxonomy places the organism in Eukaryota, Metazoa, Chordata, Actinopteri, Acipenseriformes, Acipenseridae. Gene Ontology annotation, cellular component: membrane. Gene Ontology annotation, molecular function: N-acetyl-beta-D-glucosaminide beta-(1,3)-galactosyltransferase activity.
UGUCAGUCUGUCAAAGCCCACAUUUAAACAGCUGCCUCUCCUGAGCAGACAAGGCAGUGUGCAUUGCAUUCUGUGGACCCAACACCAGAAAGCUAGUUCUAAAACAAACCGUUAGAUUUUUUUGUUACCCUCAUUCCUGCAGGACCCUGCCUAGCAACAUGACGACGGAUGUAAGCUCCGGCUAUUCAAUGCAAUUCUGCUGGACUGGUGCAUUCUCACCGCUUGCCUGAGAUUGCAGUUGAAUAUUAAAAGCAGAGUAGGAGGAGGAAUGGAUACCGAACAGACAGAGCAAAUCUCUGUUGUUAUUUGACAGAAGGAAGGAGGAGGAAGAGAAUUGUUUUCUCAAUGCAGCUCCUGUGUAUUGAGAUUAAAAUCAUCUUGUAUUCAUUUUCUUUUAAAAUACAGAUACAAAUAAAUAAAUAAAAAAUCUUGGGCUAUUGAAGCAGAAUUAAAUGAUGACCAUAGUCUGACAACGACAGAUGGACAGACUGGAUGCCAAGUGUAGAAAGGAACACAGCAAUGUGUGCAUGAUUGGAGAAUAGCAGCCUUUAAAAGUAUUUAUUUGCUGGAGUGGUGGUUUGCAGAAACUGCGCGUGCAGAUGGCAAAAAACGUGAAUCUACAUUAGGAGGCUUCUACAGGAAGAGGAAUCAGCACACCCGAUAACAUGGACAUGGAGUUCCAAGGGAAGCUUGUUUAAAUACUGUAGUUCUUUAUUUUUGAUCUGUUCUAAAAGCUGCCAAGGUAUCCAUAAAAAAGAAAUAAUAAUAAUUACUAGACCACCGAAAUGGAAACACCCCACUGAUUCUUUUGAGAACUGUUGCAACGUUUACAAAAGCGGUGAAACUUUUUUAAAUGUGAAAACCUAAACAAAACUUCAGAGAAUUUGACAUCUGCAUCAUGCAGUGGAGAAGGCGCCACUGCUGCCGAUUAAAGAUGACCUGGAAUGCCAAGCGGUCACUUUUUCGAACACACAUCAUUGGCCUACUUUCUCUAGUUUUCCUUUUUGCCAUUUUCCUGUUAUUUAACCACCAGGACUGGCUGCCUGGCAGGGCUGGAUUGAGAGAGAACCCUGUAGCCUAUACUGUGCGGGGUUUCCGUUCAACCAAAAAUGAAACCAAUCAGAGUUCACUGAGGAGCAUUUGGAAGGAAGCUCUUCCUGCAGUACCCAAGACACAGGCUGCUCUCAAUUCCAGCCAUCUCGAGCUGUCCUUGCAAGGGGUGACUGGACUGGAGAACACCUUGAGCGCCAACAACAGCUUGUACAGCGACAAAGGGACAGGAGGCAAUGGCAGCCCUCAGCCCUACCGAUACAUCAUCAAUCAGCCAGACAAAUGCCAGGGCAACAGUCCCUUCUUGAUACUUUUGAUAUCAGCUGAACCGAAACAAGUAGAAGCCAGGAAUGCCAUUAGGCAGACCUGGGGAAAUGUCAGCUUAACUCCAGGAAUACGAACUGUACGACUUUUUCUGCUAGGAAUAGCAAAAGACCAAAACAGCUACCUUCAGCGCUCCAUAUUAGAGGAGAGUAGGCACCACAAUGACAUCAUUCAACAGGAGUACUUGGACACUUAUUACAACCUUACCAUCAAAACACUUAUGGGAAUGAACUGGGUGGCCACAUACUGCCCAUAUGCUCACUACGUUAUGAAGACAGACAGCGAUAUGUUUGUGAACACAGAAUACUUGGUUCAGAAACUGUUGAGGCCAGAUCUUCUCCCCAGACGCAACUAUUUCACUGGUUAUUUGAUGAGGGGAUAUGCCCCGAAUCGGAAUAAGGAUAGCAAAUGGCACAUGCCGCCUGAACUCUACCCCAGUGAGCGUUACCCAGUCUUCUGCUCUGGGACAGGAUAUGUCUUCUCAGGGGACCUGGCAGAGAAGAUCUAUAAAGUUUCUUUAAGCAUCCGACGCUUGCACCUGGAGGAUGUGUAUGUGGGGAUCUGCCUAGCCAAACUGCGCAUUGACCCAGUGCCCCCACCCAAUGAGUUUGUCUUCAAUCACUGGAGGGUCUCCUAUUCAAGUUGUAAAUACAGUCACCUUAUUACCUCCCAUCAGUUCCAGCCCAAUGAUCUUAUCAAAUACUGGAACCACCUACAAUAUAAUAAGCACAAUGCUUGCAUCAACACAGCCAAGGAAAAAGGAGGCCGGUAUCGACACAGGAAACUGCACUGGAGAAGGCGUCACUGAUGAACUGGGAUGAAAAAUGUAAAUAGGGUGAAAAAAGCAGCAUGUACAGUGGGCAAUUAUGAACGAGCAACUGCUCAGUGCUUUUAGCACCAUCGUCAAUCAUAACUUAAAAUUAUUUUUUUAAGUUUCAAAGAAAUGUCAUGUACUGUAAGUAAAACAAUGUGGGGUAGCAUAUAGAAGUUGCAGUAUAAUGGAAAGCCUAUUAGUGUUAACUAUGUGCAAUACUGAGCAUGCACAAAUCAGUGGUAAAGUUGAUGCUUCAGGUGCCAAUAAAAAAAAGUAAACAAAACAAAGAAAAUGCUGACACUUUUUCAAAAGCUUGCUAGUGCACUAUGCAAAGUUUUGUUUGCACUGUUUCUAUGUCAUUUUAAAAAAGCGUACCUAAUGAAGAGGAACACUAUACAAAAAGGAACAUUACACAAGCUUUAAAAAAAUAAACCUGAAAUCUGCUACAUGAUAUGAUUAGGGUAGAAAAGGCGUUCUUUGAGUAACAUUUCUUGUCACAAUCAAUGAUUAUUAUUUUGUGAAUCCUACUUUACUUUUUUAGAUAAACUGCUC